Molecule: messenger RNA, 911 nt
Organism: Pseudophryne corroboree (corroboree frog)
Lineage: Eukaryota; Metazoa; Chordata; Amphibia; Anura; Myobatrachidae
Gene: RNF166
Product: ring finger protein 166
Exons: 6
Coding region: 81-806 (241 amino acids)
Biological process (GO): ubiquitin-dependent protein catabolic process; protein polyubiquitination
Molecular function (GO): ubiquitin protein ligase activity
Source: RefSeq, a predicted model, not a curated record
GACGUCAGCUGGCGCGGCGGUGAUGACGCGCAGUGUUUAUGUCCCGCUGCAGCCGUUGAGGUGACGGUUCCGCCGCCACCAUGGCGAUGUUCCGGAGCCUGGUGUCCUCGUCUCAGCACCGGCAGCACCAUUCCCACCAGAACCCGGCCGCCCCCUCUUCCGCCGACAGCCUGGAGACCCAGUUCGGCUGCCCCAUCUGCCUGGAGGUGUACCACAAGCCCGUGGCCAUCGGCAGCUGCGGACACACGUUCUGUAGUGAAUGUUUGCAGCCAUGUCUUCAGGUCCCUUCGCCACUCUGCCCACUCUGUCGUAUGCCGUUUGAUCCAAAGAAAGUGGAGAAAGCCUCCAAUGUAGACAAACAGCUCUCUUCAUAUAAAGCCCCAUGCAGAGGAUGCACUAAGAAGGUGACCCUCGCAAAGAUGAGAUCCCACAUUUCUUCAUGUGCCAAGGUCCAAGAACAGAUGGCAAACUGUCCAAAGUUUGUUCCUGUAGUCCCAACGUCUCAGCCUAUUCCCAGUAAUAUUCCAAACCGUUCCACCUUUGUGUGUCCAUACUGCGGAGCCCGAAACCUGGACCAGCAGGAGCUCGUGAAACAUUGCAUGGAGAAUCAUAGAAGUGACCCUAACAAAGUGGUGUGCCCAAUUUGUUCAGCAAUGCCAUGGGGGGAUCCCAGCUAUAAGAGUGCCAAUUUUCUUCAGCAUCUGCUCCACCGGCAUAAAUUCUCUUACGACACAUUUGUGGAUUACAGCAUUGAUGAAGAAGCCGCAUUACAAGCAGCGCUCGCCCUGUCGCUGUCGGAGAACUGAAGACUUAGUUUAGGCACAAGUUUUCCCUUCUCGGUGUCGCCUACGGCCGAGGCUUGUACAUUCCUUUCAAAACUAGCUAAUAACAUUUCCUUUUCCCUCCCCUCA